This is a messenger RNA of Dalotia coriaria, 1758 nucleotides long. RefSeq names its product juvenile hormone epoxide hydrolase 2-like. Gene Ontology annotation, biological process: epoxide metabolic process. Gene Ontology annotation, molecular function: epoxide hydrolase activity. The coding region runs from base 292 to 1683 and encodes 463 amino acids. The transcript has 4 exons. NCBI's taxonomy places the organism in Eukaryota, Metazoa, Arthropoda, Insecta, Coleoptera, Staphylinidae. The record is from RefSeq and is a predicted model, not a curated record.
UUCCUAACAGUACACUCAACUGGCAACUCUAUUUUUAGCCAGUACAAGUUGAACCUGUGAUGAGGUCGAACCUCAAGCACUCUAUGUACUCGAAUUCAAAGUUUGGUACUUGAACAACAAACUCGGUUUAAUAACAGAAACUGAUAGCAUGACAAGCGUAAUAUUUUUAAGUUGAUAAUAUUAUAUUAGAUUCAGAAUGUAAUAGAGUGCCGCUAGUCAGUUAGUGCAGUGGUAACGGUUGGACGCGCAAAACUUUUAACUUUUAUAUUAAGUGACAAGCAACUGUUCAACAUGGGCGUGUUAUCGACGAUAUUCCUAACAUCAACGGCAGUAUUUAUUAUUGUCAUAAGUUUGGCGAUUCAUCACAUUGGUAAACCACAAAGUGUGCCGGUUUUGGAGGAAGUCUAUUGGGGACCUGGUAGUCCACCAGCUAAGCAACGUACGGAUGUGUCCCCAAUGAAGGUUACCUUUACCGAAGAGAUGAUUAAAGACUUGAAAAACCGUUUGGCCAAUACAAGAUACACACCACCUUUAGAAGGUAUAGCACAGGAAUAUGGAUUCAACACGGAUCUUCUCAAAGAAAUCGUUGAUUUCUGGCAAACAAAGUACAAUUUCAAAGAGCGGGAGACAUACCUCAACAAAUAUCCCCACUUUACGACUAAUAUCCAAGGCCUUGACAUUCAUUUCAUGCAUAUUAAACCCAAGGACACUAAAGGUCUCACCGUUUUACCGCUGUUAAUCUUACACGGAUGGCCGGGUUCUUUCAGGGAGUUCUAUAACCUAAUUCCUCUGCUCACCACCAGAAAUCCUAACCAUAACUUUGUUUUCGAAGUGAUUGCACCGUCUCUACCAGGUUUUGGAUAUUCUCAAGCCCCUGCUAAGCCAGGCUGCGGGGCUUUGGAAAUGUCUGUCAUCAUGAAGAACCUUAUGUUGCGUUUGGGCCAUACUCAGUUUUAUCUUCAAGGUGGUGAUUGGGGUAGCAUAGUCGCAGCUAACUUGGCGACAUUAUUCAGAGAACACGUACUUGGCAUCCACUGCAAUAUGUGCUUCGUAUCAACGCCAUUAUCGUGGUUGAAACGCAUUGCGGGUACAUUAUACCCACCCGCCAUUGUGGAUGAAAAGUAUCAAGAGCGUUAUUACCCAAUGAGUGCAUGGUUCAAAAACAUGAUGUUAGAAUCUGGUUAUUUCCAUCUUCAAGCAACCAAACCAGAUACUGUAGGUGUUGGUUUGAAUGACUCGCCUGCUGGUUUGGCUGCCUACAUCCUGGAAAAAUUCACCACUGGAACAAAUGCAGCUUUUAAAGCAAGAAAAGAUGGCGGAUUAAAGGAAUACUUCACCUACGAUGAUUUGUUAGAUAACGUAAUGAUUUAUUGGGUAACAAACAGCAUGACAAGUGGAAUGAGAAUUUACGCCGAGUCAUUUACAAAUAUACAAAGGGUGCCUAUUGUUGUUCCCAGCGCAUGCGCUAAUUUUAGAAACGAACUUUUCUACACACCCGAAGGUGUCUUAAAAGAUCGCUACGUAAAUUUGGUACAAAAUACACAUUAUGAAGAUGGCGGACAUUUCAUUGCGAUGCAAAUGCCGAAGAAAUUGUCUGAAGACUUUUUCGGUGCUGUUGCAAAAAUGGAAGAACAGCAUCAAUUGAAACAAGCAUCAGCAAAACAAUCAUCCAAUGAACUAUAAGUAAUAUAACUUCUGACAAAAUGAUUUUUGUAUUGUUUACAUUAAAUUAAAAUAUAUAUUACAUAAGAUAAUCAA